CAACCGGUCCCGGCUGGGGUAAACGACUAGGGUUUGUCAUAUCGGGCCGUCGUUGGCCAGCACUGCAUGCGUACCUGGAUUUGCAGUUGCUAGGUACUUGACGGGUAGGUGAUAUACGAUAUGCACGAUUACUAGUUGAUUAAAGGAAUAGGUUGGUGGAGAAUCUUGGUUAUGGGGGCAAGGGCCUCUACCACGAGGCGAUGGUCUGGGGAAGCAUUCAAAAGCAGGGUAUCUCCGCGAGCCUUCUGGCAUUGUUCAGGACGUUGCUCAACUACUGACCAAGCAUCAUGGAGCUCCUCUCUCGCACCGUGGUCGGCGCUCUUUCGCUCUCGGUCGCCUUUGCUGGAUCUGCUUCCGCUGUUGAAGCCUUCCGCAAGCCCACUGUUACAACCUCAACCGGCAAUGGAACUCUUCUUGCCUCUCGUGGCUCACCAGUCAGUAUCCAUGCUGAUGCUGCGGAUUGGCCUGGUGUUUUACGCGCCGCUCACGACCUUGCUAUCGACUUCGGACGUGUUACCGGUACCAAUGGAACACUCACAGCUUCUGGAACGGCAACAGCCAAUGCUUCGAUGAUCUUCAAUGUCACUGGCAUCAGCGAUGAUUGGAGCGUUAGCGGUAGUACUGCUUCUAGUGCUACCGGAGGAACUAUCAUUGUGGGUACCAUUGGUAACUCAAGUCUGAUCGAUGACUUGAUAUCAAGCGGACAGCUUGAUGUUAGCGGGGUUGAAGGUCAAUGGGAAUCCUAUGUUAGCACUGUGGUACAUGGUGUUGGAAAUAUGACUGGUGACGCGCUCGUCAUUGCUGGCAGCGAUCGCCGUGGUGCCAUCUAUGGUAUCUACGAUGUAUCCGAGCAGAUCGGUGUCUCUCCAUGGCAUUGGUUCGCUGAUGUACCCGCGAAGAAACACGAUUCUAUCUACCUGCUUCAAACGACAAAAGUCCAGAAGACACCAUCCGUGAAGUACCGAGGAUUCUUCAUCAACGACGAAGCACCAGCCCUGACCGGUUGGGCAAAUGACCGGUAUCCUUUGUCUCCAUAUGGCGCACCUUUUGGAGCACAAUUCUACUCCAAGGUUUUCGAACUGCUGCUCAGAUCCAAGGCCAACUACCUCUGGCCGGCUAUGUGGAACGGCAUGUUCAACGUGGACGAUGCACGCAACCAGCCGCUGGCUGAUGAGUAUGGUAUCGUGAUGGGAACGUCGCAUACCGAGCCCAUGGUCCGCGCCACUCAGGAAUGGAGCAAAGUCGCCAAGGGUGCUGAAUCUGGCUGGUCUUGGGCUACCAACAACGCCACUCUUUACGACUACUUCUACGAGGGUGCCGAGCGCGCUGCGCCAUAUGAGAAUGUCGUCACAGUAGGCAUGCGCGGAUAUCACGACACAGCAAUGUCCGCCGAUGUUCAAACCUCGGUCCUUGAGGCUGUUGUUGAUGCUCAGCAAGACAUUCUCAACAAAAUCCAUGGAAAUGCGUCUGAAGUACCCCAGAUGUGGUGCUUGUACAAGGAAGUUCAGGAUUACUUUGAAGCUGGAAUGCAGGUUCCCGACUGGGUCACCCUCCUCUGGACCGAAGACAACUGGCAAAACAUUCGCCGUCUCCCAGUCGGCGACGAGAAGAAGCGAUCUGGUGGUGCUGGUGUCUACUAUCACUUUGAUUACGUCGGUGACUCUCGUAACUUCAAGUGGCAGGAUACCAUCCAACUUCAGAAAACAUAUGAGCAGAUGAAGUUGGCCAAGGACCGCGAGGCUGACCGUAUCUGGAUCGUCAAUGUUGGUGACAUCAAGCCUGCUGAGAUCGCCAUCAGCCAUUGGUUCGAUAUCGCUUACGACAUGGACUCUUACGACGAGUCGUCUGUGCCUGAGUGGCUUGCUGGAUUCGCUGCCCGCAACUUCGGCGAAGAACAUGCUGAGACCAUCGCAGAAAUCAUGGAUGAGUAUGGUUUCCUCGCCAACAUGCGCAAGUUUGAAUGGGUCGAGCCCUCUUCCUUUAGUGUACUCAACUACGAGGAAGCUGAUCACAUUCUUGCGCGGUGGGAGGCUCUCGCAGACCGAGCCAACGAAGUUAACGCUGCACUUUCUCCCGAGCAACAACCCGCUUUCUACGAGAUCAUCCUCCAUCGCGUGCUUGCUGGUGGCAAUCAUGUCGAUGUACAGGUUUCCGGCGCCAGGAAUAUCAUUUACGCGCAAAUGGGUCGCAAUAGCGCGAACAGAUGGAUGCAGCGUGUGAUUGAUGGCAUGAACAAGGACCACAACCUUACGAGGCUCUACCACACUCAGCUCAAUGGCAAGUGGGACCACAUGAUGGACCAAACUCAUUUGGGCUACCAAGGAUACUGGCAACAACCUAUGCGCCAAUCUACUCCUGACCUUCGUUGGGUACAAACUCAGGAGCGUUCGCUAGCAGGCGAUAUGGGUGUCUCGGUCGAAGGUUCCAACGCUACCAUUCCUGGUGAUGACAUGUGGCACGGCAAUGGUGCAUCCUCUUUGACUCUUCCAGCUAUGACUCCCUUCACCCCGAAGCGAUGGGUUGAGAUCUCUCACCGUGGUACUGGACCAUUCUCGUGGAACAUCAGCGCCGAUCCUUUCGUCACGCUCUCUCAAGUCAAAGGAAUCAUGCAGCCCAACGACGAGGACAUCCGCAUUUACGUUGACGUUGAUUGGAGCAAGGUUGAAGACGGCUUCGGUGCUCAAAGCAAGCUGAACUUCUCCAGCUCGACCGACUACGGUACUCAGGGUGGCAACCCACAAGUCAUGGUCAUGGUCAACAAGACCUCCAUUCCAGAAGACUUCAACGCUGGCUUCGUCGAGUCAGCUGGCCAGCUCGCCUUCGAAGCAGAACACUACACGCGCACUACCCCUGGUUCAUCCGACCAUUCUUACCAGGUUCUGCCCAAGUACGGACGCACCCUUUCUGGUGUGAAGCUCACAGACAACCUCGCCGAAGGCCUAGACUCCUCCAGUGCUCCUAGUCUAGAGUAUGACUUCGUCACCUUCACUCCUACAACAUCCGCCAAGGGACUCAAUGUCACUCUUAUUCUUACACCUACCCACAACAUCAACCCUAAGGUACCCCUUGCCUACAUCGCACAAGUCGACAACAAGACGGAGGCGCGUCGCGAAUUCGUCAUUGACCAGCCUCAGCCCAACUUCCCUGUUGGCUGGGGCAAGGCUGUUGCGGACAGUGCGUGGUAUAACACUACCAACCAUGGCGAGCUUGCUCCAGGGAAACACACUUUGAAGCUUUGGUUAGUCGAGGCCAACGUUAUCCUGCAGAAGGUCGUGUUAGAUCUGGGUGGAGUUGUAUACAGCCACAACGGUCCACCUGAGAGCUAUCGUGUUGGUAGUGGUAACGCAACCAUGCAUUAGGUAUUGAAGAUGGUAGGGGCUGACCUAUGAUAGAAGAUUUGAG
This is a messenger RNA of Alternaria alternata, 3402 nucleotides long. RefSeq lists its product as hypothetical. NCBI's taxonomy places the organism in Eukaryota, Fungi, Ascomycota, Dothideomycetes, Pleosporales, Pleosporaceae. The transcript has 3 exons. The record is from RefSeq and is a predicted model, not a curated record. The coding region runs from base 288 to 3359 and encodes 1023 amino acids.